Molecule: messenger RNA, 1116 nt
Organism: Zophobas morio
Lineage: Eukaryota; Metazoa; Arthropoda; Insecta; Coleoptera; Tenebrionidae
Exons: 6
Coding region: 1-1116 (371 amino acids)
Source: RefSeq, a predicted model, not a curated record
AUGUGUUCAGAUGCUCAGAUUCACAUGUUCUCAGAUUCCCAUAAUUCAAAAAUUCAAGAAUCCAAGUAUCCAAGAUUCCCAGGUUCUCGAGUUCUCAGUUUCUCAGGUUCUCAGAUUCUCAUAUUCCCAGAUUCCCAGAUUCCCAGUAUCCAAGGAUUAAGAAUCCAGGAAUCCAACUUCUCAAUUUGUCAGUUUCUCAGCUUCUCAGGUUCUCCGAUCACCAAAUUUCCAAAUUCUCAGACUUCCAAACCCCCAAAUUCUCAGGCUCACAGACCCCCAGAUUCUCAGAUUCCCAGAUUGCUAGAUUCCCAUAAUCCAAGAAUCCAAGUAUCCAAGAUUUACAGGUUCUUGAAUUCGCGGUUUCUCAGUCCCUCAGGUUCUCAGAUUCUCAUAUUUCCAGAUUCCCAGUUUCCAAAAAUCCGAAAAUCCAAAUUCGUCUCAGUUUCCCAAGUUCUCAGAUCCUCAAAUUCACAAAUUCUCAAACUUCCAAACCCUCAGAUUCUCAGACUCACAGACUCCCAGAUUUUCAGAUUCUCAGGUUGUCAGAUUCACAUGUUCUCAGGUCCUCAGGUCCUUAGGUUUUCAGGUUGUCAACUUCUCAGUUUCCCAGAUUUUUACAUUCCCAGAUUACCACCUUGCCAAAUUCUAAGAAUCCAAGAAUCCAAGAUUUCACAUUUCAGAUUUUUAUAUUAUCCGAUUCUCACAUUCGCAGAUUCCCAGAUUUUCAUAUUCAUAUGUUCCCAUAAUCCAAGAAUCCAAGAUUUCCAGGUUCGCGAGUUCUCGGUUUCUCGGUUUCUCAAGUUCCCAUAUUCCCAAAUUCUCAGAUUCCCAGUUUGCAAGGAUCCAAAAAUCCAGGAGUCCAAGAAUCCAAGUGUACAAAUUAUCAGGUUCUCAGACUCACAGAGUCCCAGAUUUUCAGAUUCUCAGAUUCCCAGGUUCCUAAAUUUCAAGAUUCCCAUAAAACCCAAGGAUCCAAGUAUCCGAUUUCCAGGUUCUCAAGUUCUCAGUUUAUCGGUCUCUCAGGUUCUCAAGUUCUCAGGAUCUCAUAUUCCCAAAUUCCCAAAAUCCCAGAUUCGCAGUUUCCAACAGUCCAAGAAUUCAGACUUCAGAUUCUAA